Messenger RNA from Tetrahymena thermophila SB210, 1065 nucleotides. Its product is annotated as CAF1 family ribonuclease. The record is from RefSeq and is a predicted model, not a curated record. The transcript has 6 exons. Gene Ontology annotation, molecular function: nucleic acid binding; poly(A)-specific ribonuclease activity. Gene Ontology annotation, cellular component: CCR4-NOT complex; P-body; CCR4-NOT core complex. Lineage: Eukaryota; Ciliophora; Oligohymenophorea; Hymenostomatida; Tetrahymenidae.
AUGAAUAAUCAACCUCCUACAACUAGUAAGUAGAGCUUAUUAGGGGAUAAAUCUUCAAAAGAAGGCGAGAUAAUUAGGGAGGUUUGGUAAGAUAAUCUAGAGAAAGAAUUCUUGUUGAUUUAAGAUCUCGCUGAAGAAUGUCAAUUUGUCGCUUUAGAUACAGAAUUUCCAGGUGUUCUUUAUCAAACAGCUUAGACAGAAUACCUUAAAAUCAAACAGAAUGCAGAUAAUUUGAAUACAAUUUAAAUCGGCUUAACUUUUGCUAAAAGUGAUGGUACUUAUCCUUCAGCAUGUACUUUUCAAUUUAACUUUGCAUUCAAUAAAGACAAGGAUUCAUGCAAUAAGGAAGCAAUUAAGUUUUUAGAGGAAUCUGGAAUUCAGUUCAAAGACCAUGCUAGAAGGGGUAUACAACCAGCCGAUUUUGCAGAAUUAAUGUAUAGCAGUGGUUUGUUGUUUAAUGAAGAUAUUUGUUGGGUUACUUUCCAUGGUGGUUUUGAUUACUGCUAUUUCUUGAAGACUUUAAUUGAUUAAAAGUUACCUAAUACAUGCAAGGAAUUCUAUGAAUAAUAGCACCAUUACUUCCCUCUUUCAAUAGAUGUCAAACUCAUUAUAUAAGAAAUUGAUGGAUUCAAAUACCUUGGUUUAGAGAAACUCUCAAAGAGCUUAGAUCUUGAAAGAAUUGGACCUUAGCACUAGGCAGGUAGUGAUAGUUUGAUGACAAUGAAAGUUUAUUUCAAAUUAAAAGAAAGAGAAAAAAUAAACUUUGAUAGCAUUAAAAAUCAAAUUUUUGGAUUGAGCGAAUAUGAAGAUGAAAGACAAUUAAACAGCCAAUCAUAAUAAUACUACGAGUAGUAAUAAUAUUAAAGUAUUUUCAAUUAAGACUAUAUGGCAGGAUAAUACUAUUACUAGAACCUAUAAGGCCCAGUUAUGAAUGAAUUAUUUGCAAAUGAAUACUCAUAAAUGGGAGUUUAAGGAUCAAUGUUUGUAAGAAAUUAUUCAAACAAUACAUUCCCUAACAAUGAAUAGAGAGGAGGCUAACCUAGAAGAACUCCUUCUCAAAGAUGA